GCCACAAAAAACCUGUACGGAAGCCAGUUCCCUGUAUCUGCAACAGCAAAUAUGCAGCGUUCAUUUUGAGAAUGCCAGGAGCAUGUGCAUUUUGGAGCCCUUGCAAACGUGAGGCUCCACAGCAGCUCCGAAUAUGAGGUUCGGCACAGGAAGUCCUGGAGAAUCAGGGGCCCUCUGGAAGGAGUGCUCCACCUGCUGCCGCCGGCCCUGCCCUGGCUUGGCAGCCUGCCCUUCGAACGGAGCGUCACGGCAAACAGCCAGCAGGAAUUCAGGGCCCGUUUCCAGCUUUGCCCUCCCUAGCGAGGUCCCAUCCUUCACGGAUGCCAUGUCCACAAACAAACAAACCAAGAGAAAAAGAAGAGGGGAAAAGAAACUGUGGUGGCCGGGAAAGGGCAGGUUGAGAGGCUGGUGGGGAGGCCCCACCCCUCCCUGAGCUAACAGAGCCCGCCCUGGGUACAGGACGGUUAUAAAUCACCCCUGAGCUUGGGUUCCUCUUUGCUCAAAGCCACACGCCUAGAGAGCGACAGGCCGUCAUCCAGCCGCUCUCAGGAAAGCAGCGACAACCCACUCCACGGCGGCAAGAUGUCGAUGGGCCUGGAGAUUGGCGGGGUUGCCCUCUCUGUCCUGGGCUGGGUGGGCUGCAUCUUGUGCUGCGCGCUGCCCAUGUGGAAGGUGACAGCCUUCAUCGGCUACAACAUUGUCACUGCGCAAUUCACCUGGGAGGGUCUGUGGAUGGACUGCGUGGUCCAGAGCACCGGGCAGAUGCAGUGCAAGGUCUACGACUCCCUACUGGCACUGGGGUCAGAUAUCCAGGCUGCCCGGGCCCUGGUCGUCAUCGCCAUCGUCCUGGGGGCACUGGGGAUCCUCAUCUUCCUUAUGGGGGCAAAGUGCACCCGUUGCAUCGAGGACGAUUCCACCAAGGCCAAAGUCACCAUCACCUCUGGAGUCAUUUUCCUGCUGGCUGGCAUCCUGACCCUCAUCCCGGUCUCUUGGUCAGCCAACCAGAUCAUCCGCAACUUCUACAACGCCGCCGUUCCCGAGCCCUUGAAGCGAGAACUGGGGGCAGCCCUCUACAUCGGCUGGGCAGCCUCUGCCCUCUUUCUCUUUGGGGGCGCCUUGCUCUGCUGCUCCUGCCCCCCCAAGGAGGAGAGGUACAGGCCCACCAAUGUGGCCUACUCGGCACCCAAGUCAACCGUGACCAGCUACGACAAGAAGAACUAUGUGUGAAGCAGAAGGCCACCCGUUGCAUGUGUGGCUUUCGCGAUGCCGGCCACCAGGACCUUCCUGUCCUUCACCUUUGCUUCCUCUGGGAAAGAGGAGCCACCCAGAGGAAGAAGAAAUGUACAGACACCUGUUCAGUUUAGCCUUUGAGGACUCUCCUUGUGUACCAUGGUGGGCUGUAGCCCCAGGCCUCCCCCAGAGAGGUCCUCCAAAGAGGAACAGACUUUGCUGCCUCCAUCUUCCUACUCGUUCUGUGGAUGUUGUUGGCCUUUGACAUCAAUGCGCUCCCCACUUCCCUUCUGGGACUUCCACCACAAACCUUGGCCAAUUGAACCCCCAAUCCCCAUUUCCGUCCCCCCUCAAGACUGGCACAGGGGCUGCGCACGGUUUGUAUAAGUCUAGAAGGUUCCAAACAGUCAGCCUGCUGGGCACUGUGCCGUUUGCUGUUUGACCCCCUUGUUGGGCCGCCAUGUUCUCUGCCGUGGAUUAUGUUGUGUGGGUUUUUUGGGUGUGUGUGUGUUAAUUUGUUGUUUUUCCUGAGGGGUGCUCUGGGAAACCAAUCAAGGGACCGGGAGAGGGACAUGAUAAUUUUCUGGGACAGAAGCAGCCCCCCCCCCCAAGAGUCAUUGUCUGUGUUUGGGUCGACCUGUCGGAAAUGAUUUGGAAAUGGACAGAUGAUGGUUGACAGGUCAAAUCUGUUGGGCCCUGGGAUGAUGAAACAGGCCCCAUUGUAAAGUUCAGGGGGCCACUUGUGGGGUGUCAGUCUGGAUUGGGCCCAACAGGCAGACUUUCCUGCGAAGGACAGGCUUUCCGGGCAGAAUGCCGAUGGCUGCAGAAGUCUUUUUUUUUUCUAGAGCCCAGCGUAGAAAGAAUCUGCGCUACCUCAUGCCCUGAGGUAAUGGCCCUUGCCGAAAUAAACGGUCCUGUCCAAGAAAAGGGAGGGAAAUCAGUUGUUGAGGGGCACAAAUUGGAGGCUGAAUUUGAGCACUUGGAGGCAGGCAUUUCCCUGAAGCAGAGAAGCUCUUGGUAGGUUGCCAAGCUGAGGGACAAAGAUGGCAGCCGGCCUUUGCCUUGCUGUCACGCCCUACCCUCUCGAGUGGGAACAGCCUUGCCUUGCCUGCUGCCGUGAGGGGACAAGCUGCCCAGCUCUGUGGGGAUGCCCUGCGGUGGCAACCAGGGGGAAGAAGAAGGCAGAGGGAUUGAUAAGAAGCUGCUGAUGGCGGGUCCAGCCGAGCAAAGUCCAUCUUGACAGACAGUGGUUCUCUAGAGCCUUCUCCCAGCCCUCCUCCGGGAGAUGUCAACGAGAAGGGAUGCUUGCGGCAGCGUUGAUGGUGGUGGUGAUUGUGGGGAACCUUUGUUACACAUGCUUGAGGGCAACUCCGCGUUCCUCCUUUGGUUUGUGAUAUAAUAAGUUAUUUUCUUCCUUUCAUUCCUUGCCCCUUUUUCUGCACAAUAAAACUCUGUU
This is a messenger RNA of Rhineura floridana, 2686 nucleotides long. RefSeq names its product claudin 3 (gene CLDN3). NCBI's taxonomy places the organism in Eukaryota, Metazoa, Chordata, Lepidosauria, Squamata, Rhineuridae. Gene Ontology annotation, cellular component: bicellular tight junction; plasma membrane. Gene Ontology annotation, molecular function: structural molecule activity. The record is from RefSeq and is a predicted model, not a curated record. The transcript is spliced from 2 exons. Gene Ontology annotation, biological process: bicellular tight junction assembly; cell adhesion. Bases 583 to 1227 code for a protein of 214 amino acids.